This is a messenger RNA of Populus trichocarpa (black cottonwood), 1954 nucleotides long. RefSeq names its product bZIP transcription factor TGA10. Gene Ontology annotation, biological process: DNA-templated transcription; regulation of DNA-templated transcription. The record is from RefSeq and is a predicted model, not a curated record. Gene Ontology annotation, molecular function: DNA-binding transcription factor activity; sequence-specific DNA binding. The transcript has 12 exons. Lineage: Eukaryota; Viridiplantae; Streptophyta; Magnoliopsida; Malpighiales; Salicaceae. Bases 217 to 1770 code for a protein of 517 amino acids.
ACAAGCCAAAUUAAGUGGUUUUUCUUCAGGUCUUCUCUCGUUUUUAAUUCUCUCUCUCUGUCUGAACAGAGACAAAAAAAUGAACAGGGUAUUUUAAGACCAUUUUAUAAGAUUUUUUUUUUCUCACACGAAGUCGGUCUUUUUGUUUUGUAGAUAAAGAAAGCUGAAAAUAAGAUAUGGUGAUGAUCUUUAAAGGAGGAAAAAGAAGGUAGUUUUAUGCCAUUUAUGGGGUUUUCAAGAGCUCUUGGAGGAGGAAUAGUGGAAGAACAACAACAGUUAGAAAGCAAGCUUUUUGAGGGUUCUUUCAUGGCUACUACUGCUACUAACAAUAAAGUCAUCAAUCACUCAACUCAUCUAUUUGAACAGCAGCAGCAACUACAAAAUCAUCAUCAACAACAGCAAAACCAUCAGCAGCAGCAGCAGCAGCAACAUGAUCCUCGUCAUUUACAAGAGCAACAUCAUCAUCAAAUUCCUUAUGGAAUCAUGCAGUCAUCAUCAUCAUCCUCAAUCCCUGGGAACUUCAUGAGCAAAGACGCUGGAGCUUAUGACUUGGGAGAAUUGGAUCAAGCCCUUUUUCUCUAUCUUGAUGGACAAGACCCCUCCACUGUUAAUCAAGACCAAAGACAGAGUGGUGCAGGAAUGAGACCUCCAACUUUGAAUAUUUUCCCAUCUCAGCCUAUGCACGUAGAGCCAUCAAAGGCUAAUACUACUAGUGCUACUGGAUUAGUUUCUUCAGCAACUGGUGGUUCAAAGAAAUCAUCAGAACCGUCCAUGGAAUUGGCCAAUACAAGAAACGUUUCUGCACCUGGCCGUGAACCAGCUAAAGCCAUCAAGCGCGAAGGGAAACGUAAAGGUCCAACAACAUCAAGCUCGGAGCAGGAAGGACCCAAGACACCAGACCCUAAGACAUUGAGGAGACUUGCUCAGAAUAGAGAGGCAGCAAGGAAAAGCAGGCUAAGAAAAAAAGCUUAUGUUCAGCAGCUAGAGUCAAGUAGGAUUAAGCUUACCCAAUUGGAACAAGAACUACAAAGAGCCCGAGCUCAAGGCAUAUUCCUAUGUGGAGGUGGAGAACAAGGCCUUCCUGUUGGUAUUGCCAAUAUUAACUCAGAUGCUGCGUUUUUUGAUAUGGAGUAUGCAAGAUGGCUUGAGGAGCACCAUCGCCUGAUGUGCGAGCUUCGAGCAGCAGUACAAGAGCAUAUACCCGAAAAUGAGCUCAGGCUCUUUGUUGACAACUGUUUGGCACAUUAUGAUGAGAUGAUGAAUCUCAAAAUCAUGGUUGCGAAGACCGAUGUCUUCCAUCUAGUUUCCGGCAUGUGGAAGACUCCGGCCGAGCGGUGCUUCAUGUGGAUGGGAGGUUUCCGCCCAUCUGAGCUCAUCAAGAUAAUAGUAGGUCAAAUCGAGCCAUUAACGGAGCAACAAAUCUUGGGAAUAUGUGGUUUGCAACAAUCAACACAAGAAAAUGAAGAUGCUCUCUCUCAAGGGCUUGAAGCUCUCAAUCAAUCUCUUUCAGAUACCAUAGCUUCUGAAUCAUUGAGCUACCCUCCUAAUAUGGCCAACUACAUGGGCCAAAUGGCUGUAGCAAUGAACAAGCUCUCCACUCUUGAAGGAUUUGUUAGACAGGCAGAUAAUUUGAGGCACCAAACAAUUCACCGGCUGCAUCAAUUACUCACAACCCGUCAAGCCGCAAGGAGUUUGCUUGCUAUUGCCGAGUACUUCCAUCGUCUUCGAGCUCUCAGCUCCCUCUGGUUGGCUCGUCCCCGGCGAGAAUAAUGAAUGAUAGAAACCCUAGAUCCUUAGCACCGCUUUUAUAUCUCUUAGUAUCACUCCCCCUUAAUCAUCAAAUGUGUCUUCUAUAUUUCCUUUCCUUGUCUUCUACAGAGAGAUGUAUAGAUAGACCAAAUAGCGGAUUAAAAAAAAUUUAAGUGGUAGAACUCUCGAUUUCUCAGUUGAUCAA